CUUGAUUUCACAGCGAUCGAGGCGCGUCCUGAGUGCGAUGCGGCUUUACCGUAGAAUGGUGACUGACAGGCUACACGGUCACCCUCAUCGAACGACUCACAGGCCACUUUAUUAAAUCUCCAGCGCUGUCGGGCUCUCGGAGACUCAGUCUCUAGAUGAAGGCAUGCCCUACCGGGCCCAAUGCCCGUGUCAGGGGCCCCAUGCCACCCUGGUCUGCUGUUUUACCGCCUUUAUUAUUGUUUUACUAACUCAGGUUCAGCUCUCGGAGUCUAUACUUUGUGGACCUUGCAAUCCUCUGCUAUGUGAAGAGCUAGUCGACUGUCCGAAAGGCAUAACAACUGACCCGUGCGGUUGUUGCGAAGUUUGUUCCAAACUUGUGAACGAGACAUGCGGAGGAAAGUACGGUCUACUGGGGCGAUGUGCUCCCGGCUUGGAGUGCUUCAUAUCCCCGGAGAUAGGACAGCCUAUCACCGGACACGAAGAAGGGGUCUGCAAAGAGGUAGGACUGAGUAACUGUGCCAAUGUGAACUGUGAAGAAGAACCCGUGUCCCAAUGUCCCAUCGACUCCAUCCUCAUCCGCAACAUGAGUCUGAGGGUAGCUCACAGCUGCUGCAAGCCGCCGCUGGCCUGCGAGUGUAACCGUACUGCCUGUGUGCGACGGGCGUGUCCCGUGGGCUACAUAAGCACCCUGGUGGUGGAAGGGCUUGGGAAACCAGGAAGGUGUUGUGAUCAGUACAGGUGUGAACGCUCAGAAAAAUGUCGCUCCGUUGUGUGUCCUGCCGAGGUGGAACUCGCCUGUGAAGAAGAUAGUUUUAGACCACCGAAUGUGGCUUCAGCCGAUGGGUGCUGUUCCCUUGCUCAGGGAUGUCGUUGUAAACCAGACUACUGCCCCGAGGUGAAAUGCCCUGCUCCUCUUCAGAUAGAAGUGAUCUCAAAAGCUACAAAUGAACCCGGCUCUUGUUGUGAUGAAUUUCGCUGUGUGAAUGAAUCUCUACAGUCUUGCGAGUACAAGAACCAUGAGUAUGCUAAUGGUGAGGAAUGGAGACUGGACAAGUGUACCUCCUGCAUGUGUCGUAAUGGUUUGACCUUCUGUAGGGCGGAGACCUGCAACACCUCCCUGUGUGUCUAUAACCUGGUCCCUGAGGGGCAGUGCUGUCCUGUCUGUAAAGGUUGUGUAUCUGACACUGGUCUCCUGUACAACAACUCCGAGGUGUGGAAGCAAGGGGACUGCGUCACAUGUCGCUGUGACGCGGGCAAGCCUCUGUGUCAGGCGGAGCUAUGUGCACGCCGUUGCCAGAAGCCCCGCUACAUCCCAGGCCAGUGCUGCCCCAUCUGUGAUGGAGAAGCAUCUGUGAUCACUCAACCUGCCCACUGUCCAGACAUGAGUAACUGUAGUGCGGUGUGCCCGGGUGGACUUCAGAGGAACGCCACAGGCUGUUACAUCUGCAAAUGUAAACCAGAGAACUGUGACUUGGAGUGUAAAUAUGGCUAUGUUGUGGAAGAGACAGGAGAAGAAGUGUGCGAGUGUACCAAACCCCCUCAUCACUGCUCCCGUCUGGACUCCUGCAAGAAGUACUGUGUCUAUGGCUUCAAGAAAGCUCGCUCAGGCUGCCUACGUUGUCGUUGUAACAAGUGUCCUCCCUUCAACUGCACCAAGCGAUGUCUCCAUGGUUACCUGACCAAUGAUCAAAGCUGCACCAUAUGCAAAUGCAAAGAAGCGCCUUGGUUGGUGGGUAACCGCCAGGCUAAUCGUGUGACCCCUCCCCCAGAGCCGACCACACCCUCCUUACACUUCACUGAAGAGGGCCGAACCUGCCUUUCCCCCAUGGGAAGGCGACACGAUGAUGGGGAAUCGUGGCACGACGGCUGUCGGCGAUGUUACUGUCACAGUGGCAAGGAGAUGUGCUCCCUUAUUACCUGCCCUUCCCCCAGGUGUACGAGCCCUGUGUUCAGGGUGGGGGACUGCUGCCCAACUUGUCCAGACAUCAGUGUUCCCGCCGUUCCAGGGACAGGAGAACAGGAGCGCUGUGUCGCUGUGAGUGGGAACCAUUACGCAGAGGGGGAGACCUGGCAUUUAGAUGAGUGUACCCAGUGUAUCUGUCAUGACGGAGGUGUGAUGUGUGAAACACAGACUUGUCCCCCCUUACUCUGCAGGUUCCCUGUCAAACUCAAGGACAGGUGUUGUCCUGUCUGCCCAGGUGGGAUUAACAUUCCAACCGAGCUCACCCCUGGUCUGGGAAAAUGUACCUCCCCAUCAGGGACCGUUUAUAGCCACGGGGACGUGUGGCAGCCGACUUUGUGUCAAGGCUGUGUGUGUAAGCGGGGUCAGGUCCACUGUUUCUCCCAGACCUGUCCCCCAGCAACCUGUGAUAAACCUGUCCUUAAGAAGGGACAGUGCUGCCCCAGCUGUCUCGAGGGUAAAGUUAAUGCUCUGUGCACACACCAUGGUGUCCAGUUCAGUGCCGGUGAGCAGUGGCAGGAGGACAACUGCACCAUCUGUCAGUGUAAGGAUGGGGAAGUGUCCUGCCAGAGUACCGUCUGUCCUGUCUUACACUGCACCGUACGUGUCAAACAACCCACAGAGUGCUGCCCUGUCUGCCUCAAUAACACUACGUAUACGUUCCCUGCAAGAGAUGAUGGUCUUGUCCCUCCACCAGCUAAUCAUCCACCGGAUCAGCUGGAUCCAGACAAGGACGAAGGACCGAUAGAGAAGAGUCCAGAGAAGAAGAACUACCUGGUGGCUACAGCUGUCCUCGCUAUCAUUGUCUUCAUCUUCCUCUUCCUUAUCGUUGUCUUAGUCUACGUUGUCAUGCGACAACGACGCACAGGCACCUUCAAGACAAAGAUGGAUCACAACAUGCUGACGGACAUCAAGAUCCGCCCCAAGUCCACCAACCUUGACCUGCAGGGGGCCAUGCCCUUCCUCUUCGAGCCCUCCUUACAUUCUAAAUCUUUGAACUGUGGGAAAAUGCCUUCAGAGAUCACACCUUUGACAUCUAACAAAGACAUGAUGGGAAAGCCAGGUGAGGAGCAGGAAAAAUCACUGUUGCCCACAGAGGAAGACGAUGUGAUAUGGAGUAAACUGGUGUGUGGGACAAUGCCAGAGCUUCCCAACAAGCUGCUGUACGAAACCUAUAAUAAUGCGUAACGCGUCCAGAGGACAGCUGCUGUCAUUGGUCGCUGGUGUAAUGGAGUCAAGCAGACCGGGACAAGCAGAGCUGGAUGGUUUAGAAUGUUAAGCCUAGCCAUGGUGGCCUAGGACAGAAAGUGAUCGACUGGACAGCCUACUCUUCAUGGUUGAAGAACAGUUCAUUCUCAAAAUGUUCUUGUCAUAUUGAUUGUAUUAUGUAAAUGUCCAGUGUUGUGAAUUAGAUAACUGCAGGUGCUUCUCAAGUCUACCAUGAACAGGUCAUGAUGGCUGCAUAGAACCGACUUGCUUUCAGGUAGAUGUUGAAUUUGAUGCUCCACCAGUAGUUGCUACCUUCGACACAAGAAGCAUUUCUGAAAACCUGUACCAAUACCAUGCAUGUAUGUCACGCUAUUGGCAUUGAACAGUAUUUUGCUAAAUUGGCUAAGUUAUCUAGCCGAGUACCGAAAGUAUAUGGCAGAUGUGGACUCCUAGAGAGGUAGUUCUCUGUCAGCACUUCUUUGUCAAGACAAAUCCACUGGACAUUGGAGUACAGCAGAUGUGUGCCUGUCAGGAUGGCAUGAUUUUGAAAAGGACUGAUGGAAUUAUGGAGAAGAAGCAAUCUCUGUGUAGGUGACUGCCAGCAUAGCCUAAGCUUGGAAAUAGGGGCCACAGCCACUGUCUUUGGUUGUCGUGGAUACAGGUCAUUCCAUUUCUGUGUGUAGGUGAACCAGACUUGUGACUUCAGCCCGUAUUGCUAAGCUUCUUCAUAUGUGUUUUUGGACAGUUUUAUCAAUAGUAUCUCCUACAUACAUUGUAUAAUAUGAACUGUGUAUAAUACCUUUUUACUUACCAUUUCUUUAAUAUAUUAAAGGUGGCAGUGCUAAAAUUGAAUAAGUUCCUUUAGCGAUAUUAAAUGUACUGUUUUUUUUUUUUGUUUUUUUUUUUACAUUUCUGUUGGCAUGUUUGUGAAUUGUGUUGUGGUCGUUGAUUAGAUGAAUUUAUGUAUACGUAUGUAUCUUCAUAUAUUUCGUGGCCAACAGGCCAGGUGUGACAUAAGCUCUACAUGUAGUGCAGUUUUGAGGUCAAUCAAAUGGUUUUUCAAGUGAUUCAUUUCCAAACUACUUGAUGAUUCAGGGAGGGUUUGUGUAACAAACUGAAAUUGAUAGGUUAGCAAGUCUUGUUUAUUAGGUAUUUUAUGGACAUAUAUAUAUAUAAAUAUACGUUAAAAAAUGUAAGUAUAUAUCACCAUGUUAUCAUAAGGUUAUGUCUACAUGUAGCUGCAUGUGGAUGUUUGUCAGUCGUGCUGUACAUACUCCCAUAUAUGUGCAUAUCAGAUCUGUUUUGUGAUUGAAAUGACACAGAUGUUUGAAGAGAUUGAAAUUCAAAAACCGGAGUUUUGAAAAAAAAUGUUCAACCCAUGACACAGACAGUUAGUGUUGUUUCUAUAUUUGGCACAUCUUGAUUAUUAUUCUUCAGCAGUGAUUAUGCAGUUGACUUGUAAGCAGACUACAUGAGAAUCUGACAGUAAGUAAUUUAUAACUUAAUAUGGUUAAAAUUUACUGUAUUUCACCUUAAGCUUGGUGUGUAAAAAUGCACUUUACGUGUAAAGACCAUAAAAUGAUACUUUUGAUACCAACACUAAAGUUCCUCUGAGUACAAAUUAAUCCGACAUCACAGAAAACUCUUAAGUGGCCCCGUAGGGUCGAUGAAUAAAUUAGAAUUAAGCAAAGUGUGUAAUUUGAAAAGUGCUAAACUUUAGGUGAAAAUUUUACAGUAGGUUGAUAGUAACAAAAUAGCUAUACAAGUGCUUAAAUAGUUGUACAGGAGCCCAUUCCAUCUGUGCAGCCAUUGGCUGAAAAGAUUUCAUGUAGCAGAGGCUCAUGGUAAUUGUAUACUUUAACUGUCUCAUACACAGAUAUUGUGGGGAUGAAUACAUUUACCACUAGCAGGAGAAAUGGUCCAGGUCGAACCCUUUAGAAUUGACAGAAACAAUUGAAUUGAUGAUUUUUUUUUUCUCACAGAGUAGCAAAAUGGAAGAACUGAUAAAACCACAGCAAGGUUGUCACUAAUGAUUUAAACCUCCAAAAGUUUUAUACUUUUAUAUUAAUCCUGCAGAUCAUGCCAUAAAUUUGAUAAUACUCCAAAAAAUCUGCAUGCAUUUUUGGUACUUGUAUUAAAAGAAAUUUAAACUCUUCGUAGACUCUUGGUAUUGCGCAGAAUCAGAGCCCCAUAAGGUUAAAGU
Molecule: messenger RNA, 5372 nt
Organism: Liolophura sinensis
Lineage: Eukaryota; Metazoa; Mollusca; Polyplacophora; Chitonida; Chitonidae
Product: cysteine-rich motor neuron 1 protein-like
Cellular component (GO): plasma membrane; extracellular region
Molecular function (GO): protein binding; serine-type endopeptidase inhibitor activity
Source: RefSeq, a predicted model, not a curated record